Messenger RNA from Penaeus vannamei (Pacific white shrimp), 3486 nucleotides. Lineage: Eukaryota; Metazoa; Arthropoda; Malacostraca; Decapoda; Penaeidae. The record is from RefSeq and is a predicted model, not a curated record.
CGACGAGGCACGAGAGGAAGCGCUUGUUAGGGGAUCGAUGUGCGGUGGUUGGGCCGUUGAAUCGUACGUCUGGCACGGGUCCCGCGAAUGCACCCGGCUGCGCUCUGCUGCCAUCUGGCGCCCAAACCCGCGCUAACCAACCUGAUUAAUCACUUUUACAUGCUCUUUUCUAUCCAUUUUCGGUCAACCAUGAGUAUCUACUCGACGCGGAAUGUCAGCCGAAAAUCAGAGUGUAUCUCCAGUCCCCCAGAAAGGAGCCACGAGCAAUAGGAAGGGAGAAAUAAGGGAUAAAAAAGGCUGAUGUUGUGUGGCUGAGCGCCCCCGCCACACUCCCUUGUUCAGCGCCGCACACACUCGAGUACCGCGGCUUGGAGGACGCUCGGUGGCUUCCCGCACGCUUUUCUCGCCCAAAUUCAAGGGUCCAGUGCCGAAAAUGUGCUUAAAAUGACGCGCAGGACCUGGUUCAAAGUGCAGUGUGUGAUGUGAGUGCAAAAUAACGGCGGGGAAGUGAAAAUUUAAAGGUGAAUUCGAGGUGAUAGUUGUAAACUGGCUGGCGGUGAGAUCGGUUAGUCGCGCCUGGUGACUGUCGCGCACUUUUUGUCAUGGAACUCGCAAAUCCGCGUGCCAGCCUCGCUCUAAGGAACUCCUCGACCCGACAGUGCUCUUAAGGUGUCUCUGUUGCCCUCCUUGGUGAGGCCUGUGUCGGCGGUGGUGCUCCGAGGAACCGCAGAAGAGGCGCAAGUCGUCGAGGUCUCGGCGGAGGAGGUGGCGACUCGGCUCGACCACUCUCGCCAGGCGGAGGUUCCUCUUGGUCGAUACCGGCGGCCGCUUCUUCCCUUCCACACACCCACCUAUUUUAGCCAGCACGCCCUCGCCCGCACGCCCUCGCCCUCGCCCGCACGCCCACGCCCAUCGCCAGCCUCUGCUCUAGGACCUACGCCCUUCGCCGCACGGAUCUGGAGGCCGGCAGAAGCGACACACAGGUAUACCACGUGUCGUAGUGCAACUGCCCCUCGCUGUGUUGAGGCGGUGGGGACGGGCCAUGAGGGAAGUGGACGCUUGCCAACCCCUCCUCCUCAGCCGCAGCAGCAGCAGCAGCCUCGCUCGCCGCACCAGCAGCAUCAACAACAACAGCUGCAGCCGGCGGGGAUGAGGGUGUCGCCUGCACCGCCGCUGUCUGCAGGAGCCAACCCGCCUCACCCCCCUCAUUCUCCGCACAUGUCUCCUGCCGUAGAUGUCCGUGGUCGCCUCCUGCACCAUCCCCAACAGCUCGCUUUCCUCCACCACCACCACUCCAGCUCCGCCCCCACCUCCAACUCCACCUCCGGACCGUCUGCACCACCACAACCACCACAACUACUCGAUGUUGCUUCUCAUAUCCCAACUUCCUCAGGUGGACCGGGGAGCGUUGUGAUGCCCCCCCACCCUGGCAGUGGACAGAGUGAUAGUCGCAACAGCAACAUGCAUGCACCUGGGUAUCCCCCUGGUGGGCCCCCACACAUGGCAACAGGCCCUCCCUCUGGGCCGCAUGGCUACCCCACAAAGCUCGGCCACAUGCCACCCAGUGGGCCCCCUGGACCCCCAUAUGGGCAGCCAGGCUAUCAAGCAGGCCACCAGUACCCCCCUGUAAGACCCCAGGGGCCCAUGAUGCAGCCGUACCCACAAAACUUUCCCCCUGGCGGUCCACAGGGUCCUCAGGGCCCUCAGGGUCCCCCUUCUUCCAUGCCGCCAGGCCAUCAGUAUCCCCCACGGCCCCCGCCCAACAACCAUGUUCCCCCCAGCCAGCCAUACGGGUAUCCUCCUUUCGGGACGCAGGGUUGGGGAGGACAGACCAUGAACCAGGGCCCACCGGGACCAGGUGGUAUGCCCAGCUCCAUGAUGCCUGGGGGACCUGGUAUGCCAGGGAAAGGUGGACCCGUUCAGAUGCCAGGUCAGUCAAAUCAACCUGGUGCCAGUAGUAGUGGUGGAGGUCCUCGACCCCACACUCCCCCACACACCCACUACCUGAAGCAGCACAUUCAGCACAAGAUCAGUGGGUAUGGCGCAACCCAGAUGUACCCCAAUGGCCCCGGGAUGCCCGGGAUGCCCAACAGCCCCCAGAACAACAUGCCACCUCCCACGUCCACCCCACAGCCAAUCACCCCAACCAGCACCCCACUGGAGUCUGGGGACCACUCGGGGAGUAACACUUCUGUCAACAACACCAACCCACCUUCUAUAGGCCCAGAUGGGAACCCAGUUGUGGAUGAGGCUUCGCAACAAUCCACUGUUUCUAAUACCUCUGCUGCUUCAGGAGAGGACCGUUCAGGCACACCAAAACCACAUAAGGACGGCCCAAUGGGAGGACCAGGAGGCAUGCCAGGUGGAAUGACAGGUGGACAGCACCCACCCUCCCAUCCACCAACGCCCAUCAACUCUGCCCCUUCACCUGGUGCUGCCUCCAUGACCUCACAGCAGGACGAAUUUGAAAAUUUGAAUUCUCCUGGCUGGCCAAGGAGCCCCAGCACACAGACGGUGUAUGCUAACAGUCAACCACCCCCACCCCCAGACAUCUACAGACCAUCCAAGCCAGGAGAAAACAUCGCAAGACUGUAUGAAAUGUCAGACUCGCCCGAGCGUCGUGCCUGGCUCGACAAACUGCUAUCUUUCAUGGAUGAGAACAAAACCCCAAUCACUGCGUGUCCAACCAUCAGCAAGAAUCCACUCGAUCUCUAUGCCCUGUAUCUGCAUGUGCGGGAACGAGGCGGCUUUGUGGAGGUUACCAAGAACAAGCAGUGGAAGGAUGUGGCUGCCGUCAUGGGCAUUGGGGCCUCGUCCAGUGGCUCGUACACUCUCCGCAAGCACUACAUGAAGCACAUCCUGGCCUAUGAGUGCAAGUUUGACCGGGGAGGCAUUGACCCCCUCCCCAUCAUCAAUCAGAUCGAAUCGGCAGCCAAGAAGAAGACAACGAAGACGAUAUCGGUGCCCUCUCCUGGUUCUUCAAACUCUCAAGAUUCCUUCCCACCAGCUGGCUCCAACAGCAGUUCCAUGGACGGGUUUUCCAAUGGUCCACAUGUACCUGGUGGUCCAGGAGUGCCUGGGCCUUAUCCCCAGUAUCCUCCAGCAUCUGAGUAUGGCUCUCAUAUGCAGCAGCGUCCUCCUUCACAGUCAACUCCUGGUCCAGUAGGCAACGGGGAAAACGUGAACGUGUCUAACCCAUUUGAUGAUCAGUGUCAGUACUCACGCACUUACCAUAACUCAUAUUCUCGAACUCCGGGUUAUCAGGGUUACCAAGGGGGACAAUACCACAGCUACCAGGGGAUGCAAGGGAACUACAGCCAGGGGGGAUACCAUAACUCUGGCUACCCUCCAGAUGGCCGGGGCUACCAGCCUCCGGGGCCCCCCAACCAUCAAGGCAACUACCAGGGGGGCUACCAGCAGCCGGGGAGCUACCAGAGGCCGGGCUAUGCGCCUGGGCAGCCGGGUUACCAGCAAGACCAGUUUCCG